AUUCAACUGUACGAGUGCUGUCACAUUUGUCGCAUUCCCAUUCGACCUAUUAGAUUCACUUGUACUGUAUCCUAACAUGUCAGGACCACCGCCGCAGCCGUCGAGGACGACGAGCGUAGGCCCUCAGAAUGGCCCUUCGACUCCUCACCAACCUCCACCGCAAACUGCGCAGCCGCAAUCGCAGCAGAAUCUAAACCAAAUUGUACUGGAAUAUCUUGCGAAGAAAGGCUACAACCGGACGGAAGCAAUGCUGCGACGAGAGAGUGCUCACGCAGACUCCGAAGGUCGACCUAUCAUUCGCAGAGCCGAAGACGCUGGCGGAGACAUGUACGAAAAGGCCUACGAACUUUUGUUGAGAUGGGUAGAGAAGUCUCUGGAUAUCUACAAGGACGAGCUUGGUCGGUUACUAUGGCCCAUCUUCGUACAUUCUUUCCUCAACUUGGCCGCAAACUACUAUCCUCGUCAAUGCACGACCUUCUUCAAAACAUACAAGGACGCUUUCGAGAAGGAGCAUCAAGACGAUGUUCGCGCUCUUCAGGCCAUCAGUCUGCCAGAGCAUGUCCAGAGUAACCACAUCGCAAAGCUCUAUCGCGAAAACCAUUACAGACUCACAAUCACCGAUCUUGCCUACUCGGCUCUGUUGCAGUUCCUAGAAGCGCACGACACCGAGGGUGGAUCUGUUAUCCUUAACUUACUCACAAAUCACAUCGAGCUGAAGCACAUUGAUCGAGUGGCCUCGGGAGCUGAGCGUAGUCUUGCAAGGAUCCUUGCCAAACAAAGAGGCAUCUCAGAUGUACCUGCAGAGGACGAGGGUAUUCCUGGACACAAUCCUGGUUCCGCAAACACAGACAAAAAUGCGCCGCCAGUUUUGGCAAAACUCGCACUCGCGCCGAUGCCCAUGGAGGCAGACUUGAUGGAAGAUGUGAAAGCGGAAUUACAAGAGCACGACUCGCUACAUCCAGCUCCUCCAGGCAGAAACACGCUAGUUGAGGAAUUCGAGCAGCGCAUCAAGCAAGAACCGAACGACGACGCUCCAUCACGCGAACAAAUUCCCUUUCCUCCAUCUCUCGCUCGUGACGUCGCAAUGGAGGUGCAAAGAAUCAAGGAAAAUCGCGACAGAUUCAAGAUCGAGAGCAGAACAGAUGGCGUCGGGCCGGGUGUUAGUGUGACGAUGUUCACCUAUCACAACACGUUUGACAGCAUCAACUGCAUCGAGUUUUCCGGUGACGAGAAGCUCGCAGCUGUUGGAACAGCAGAAUCCUACAUCCGAGUCUGGUCGCUUGACAACAAGCCUCUGGUCUCCCCCCUUGACCCUCCUACCCAACAACCAUCUUCAUCACGACGCCUAAUAGGACACUCCGGCCCAGUCUAUGGCCUUUCUUUCUCACCAUCUAUUGCUGUUCCCGGAACAGCUGCGCAAACAAACGGCACCGCCGAUGACUCUCAAACAUCACCCUCUCAUCCUCGCUACCUCCUUUCGUGUUCUGCAGACAGCACCAUCCGUUUGUGGUCGCUAGACACUUUCACCAACCUAGUAGCAUACCGCUCCCACACUUCACCCGUCUGGGAUGUGAAGUUCUCUCCUUUCGGUCACUACUUUGUUUCCAGCGGCGCAGACAGAACAGCACGUAUGUGGAGCACAGCACAGAUUGCGCCCCUGAGACUGUUUGUUGGUCAUGACAGCGACGUAGAGGUCAUCUCAUGGCAUCCCAACUCGGCCUAUGUCUUCACAGCCGCAGGCAGCCCAGACCGUAGCAUCCGCAUGUGGGACGUUCAACGCGGUAGUGCGGUUCGUCUGUUCACCGGUCAUACAGGAAAUGUGACUAGCAUCGCCUGCGCGCCCAACGGUAAACUCGUUGCCAGCGCCGACGAUCGCGGCGAAAUCCUGCUCUGGGAUCUGGCAACUGGUCGUCUGGUUAAGCGCAUGAAGGGACACGGUCGUGGCGGUAUUUGGACUCUGGAUUGGAGCAUCGAGAGCACCGUCCUUGUUUCUGGCGGCGCUGAUUGCACAGUCAGAGUCUGGGACGUGCAGCCACCUACUGUGUCCAACAGUUCUGACGCAAAGGCUCUCGCCGAUGGCGGCAUGAACAGCAAAGAUGGCGGUGCUGGAGCUGGAGGUGCAGCCACCAACAAGAGCAAAAAGGCCAAGGACGUCAUUGUCUCGCCUGAUCAGAUCAGUGCUUUCCCAACCAAGAAGAGUCCGGUCUACAAGGUCAGAUUCACGCAGAUGAACUUGGUCAUGGCCAGUGGCGCCUACUUGCCUUGAUCGGAUGAGAAGUCCACGGAAUAGUAAGGGAAGCAUCACGGCGUUUCAUCUUCUAGUCAAUAGGGUAACGGAGGGUUUUGCAAAAUGGCUCUAGGCGCAUGGGCUUCCUGCUGUAUACUAACCACAAAAUUAGGCAGAUGCGACGGGCAAGGCUUAUAUAGCGAUAUCAAACAGAGUUUAAAAAUGCAGAAAACUAAUUGCAUACUUGGUG
Messenger RNA from Aureobasidium subglaciale EXF-2481, 2477 nucleotides. RefSeq lists its product as uncharacterized. The coding region runs from base 77 to 2266 and encodes 729 amino acids. The transcript has 3 exons. Gene Ontology annotation, cellular component: transcription factor TFIID complex. The record is from RefSeq and is a predicted model, not a curated record. Gene Ontology annotation, molecular function: RNA polymerase II general transcription initiation factor activity; protein binding. Gene Ontology annotation, biological process: transcription initiation at RNA polymerase II promoter. Lineage: Eukaryota; Fungi; Ascomycota; Dothideomycetes; Dothideales; Saccotheciaceae.